Messenger RNA from Frankliniella occidentalis (western flower thrips), 1800 nucleotides. Its product is annotated as cadherin-11-like. Gene Ontology annotation, molecular function: calcium ion binding; protein dimerization activity. The transcript is spliced from 6 exons. The record is from RefSeq and is a predicted model, not a curated record. Lineage: Eukaryota; Metazoa; Arthropoda; Insecta; Thysanoptera; Thripidae. Gene Ontology annotation, cellular component: cell-cell junction; plasma membrane. Gene Ontology annotation, biological process: homophilic cell-cell adhesion. Bases 1 to 1800 code for a protein of 599 amino acids.
AUGGUGGUUACCUUUGUGAUAGAUAAUCCCCCAUACUGUUUACGCCAUCGUUAUCGCUCUGUUGUGGCUGAGGAUGUAGAUACUGGGACAUUUUUGUUGAGUGUUAGAGCAUCAGAUGUUGAUGAAGAAUCUCAUGAAAAUUUCCGUUUCUACUUGACUGGUACAGGAGCUGAACACUUUUCCCUUGACAAAGCUGGAGGUCACCUUAGAACUGCGCAUAUUCUUGAUCGGGAGACUCAAAGCAAAUACUUGUUGACUGCACAUGUUCAAGACAGAGAUGGGACAACACAAGGAUGGGAAUGCAGUUCUCAAGUUGAAAUCCUUAUAGCCGAUGUUAAUGACAAUGCUCCUCAAUUCACUCUGGUCUCUUAUACAGCUUCACUAUCAGAAGAUGCUCAAGUUGGAACCUUAGUUGCUAAACUUCAUGCAAAUGACAAUGAUACAGGAAUCAAUCGUAAAGUACGAUAUGUAAUAGUUGAAGAUGACCCAGCCUUCCUCAGUAAACCUCAAUUUAAAAUUACCAGUGACAGUGGUAUUGUUACCUCGGCCCAACCUUUAGACAGAGAAGAAAAAGAUCAUUACAACUUGACUGUGGAGGCAUCAGACCAAGGCACCCCUCAGCUGAAAACCAGAACCCAUCUCUAUGUGAAAGUCUUAGACGUAAAUGAUAAUCCACCAGAAUUUGUUUCAAAACUUUACCAUGCAGUAGUACCAGAACUUUCACCUGUAGACACCACUGUUGUGAAAGUAAUGGCCACAUCCAAAGACAUUGGAGUGAAUGCAGAAAUUUCCUACUCUAUUGUUAGUGGUAAUGGGCACAAGAAAUUUGCUAUUGACAGCGAAACUGGUGUUUUGAGCAUUCGAGAACCAUUGGACUACGAAAUUUGUAGAAAUUAUUUCCUAACCAUCGAAGCUAUUGAUGGUGAAGUUUUGGCCAAUGCAAUUGAAUUCCAGCACAAAGAAGGUAUAUGGAGUGACUCAGAAAUUUUUCAAGCUGCUGAGCAUUUGAAACCACACUCAUGGUGGAAGGGUUUCUGUAACACUCAGGCUGUGGCUCCAAUUGCCAUAAGGAUUCUUCAACAGCCCUCCUCUGCAGCUCCAGUGGAGAGGCUGUGGUCAAAUUUUGGCUUAGUUCAUACCAAACUACGGAACAGGCUUAAAAAUAGUACCACUAAGAAAUUAGUAACAGUCAGGUGGAAUUCACUUCUAUCACGUAGAAAUUCUCCUUCUGAUAAAAAUAAGAAGAGAAGAACUAGAGAGACAAGUGAGUCAUUUUACGAUGCAACUGGAUAUCCUCUCCUACAAACUGAGCAGAAUCCUAAUAAUGAGAGUGAAGAGGAAAAUGAAGAGACUGACAACUCUAGCAUAGACUCUGACUUAGAAGAAGAAGAGGAGUCACUUAAUGACUCUGCUGAUUCUCAUUCAGUAUGUGAUAGUUUAAGUGAUGAAGAUGAAAACGGAAAUGACAAUGCUCCUAUCUUUAACCAACCUUCAUAUUCAGCUCGUAUAAGGGAAGACUCUGAUAUUGGUGGAAAAAUACUUCAGGUGAAUUUACAUGUCAAUUUAAUUCUCAUAGACAACUCUUCUGGAUACAUUUCUGUUGCUAAACCACUUGAUCGAGAAGUUUUGUCAAGUUAUGUUCUUGAAGUUGAAGCAGUUGAUGGUGGCAUACCUCCUCUUUCAAGCAUUGCCCUUCUCAAUGUUGAAAUUUCUGAUGUAAAUGAUAAUGCCCCAGUUUUCUCUGAAAAGAAUUACACAGCCGUUGUUCAGGUAACAAUACUUUCAAACAAGAAAUCAUAA